AUGUCUCAAAAUAACUUUAAUAAUAAUUUAGAAAACCCAUAUGAUUUUCAAAAUAAUGAAAAAUCCAAGGAAUAUUUUGAUAUAAAUAAUAUAAAAAAUCGUAAAAUUAACAAUAGUAAUAAAAAUAUAAGUGAUAUAAAUGAGUUAAGAAGUUUACAUAAUAUGCAUCCUUUAAAUAAUUUAAAUGAUAAUAUAAAUCAUUUAAGUAAUUUCAAUAAUUUAAAAAAUAGAAAUAAUACAAAUCAUUUAAAUAAUGCAAACAAUUUAAAUAAUAUAAGUAAUGUAGAUAACUUAAAUAAUAUAAAUAAUAUAAAUGGUAUAAAUACUAUAAGUGAAAUAAAUAAUUUAAGUUAUUUAAAUAAUAUAAACGAUUUAAAUAAUUUAAACAGUAUAACUAACUUGAAUAACGUCAAUAAUAUAAAUGAUUUAAAUAACGUAGAUAGUUUAAAUAAUUUAGGUAAUUUAAAUAAUAUAAAUAACUUAAAUGGUAUAAACAAUUUAAGUAAUAUUAGUAAUUUUCAAAAUUCGUUAAAUAACAUGAAUGUUUUAAAAAGAAUGGAAAAUGUAAAUAAUGCAAAUAUAAAUAAAAAAUUAAGUAAUAUAAAUAAAAUGAAUGAAAAUAUAAACAAAACUAAUACUUUUAAUGCAGUAGAUAACUUACACAAUUUUAAUAAUAUUAUCCAAUCAAAUGGUAUGCAUAAUAUAGGUUGUAUUCCUAACUCAUAUGUAAAUAAUUUAAAAAAUUUUAAUGAUUUUAAUAAAAUGAUAAUAAAUGAAAGUAUGAUCAAUAACAAUGAUAACAAUAGUAUAAAUAGAAAUAAAAAUUGUAUAAAUCCUAGCUCAUUUAGUUUAGAGAAUACAGAUAACAAUAUCGCAAAUAAUCUUACUUCUUUUAAGCAUAUAAGAAACGCAAACAAUUAUUGUAAUUUAAAUAAUAUGAGUGAUUUUAAUAAUAUAAAUGAUUUUAAUAGUAUUGUGAAUAUAAAUAACAUAAGCAGUUUAAAUAACAUGAAUAAUAUCAAUAUGAACACAAUAAAUAAUAUAAGUGAUAUAAAUAAAAUCAUAAAUUUAAAUUCCUUAAAAAAAAUAAAUGAUAUACAAGUUAUGAAUAAUAUUAAUAAUAAAAAAAAUAUUAUGCUUCCUAAUAAUUUUAAUUCUUUAAAUUCUAAUAAUAAAUAUAUGAAUUAUUAUGUAAAUGAUUAUUUAUCUAAUAAUAAAUUUAUUAAUCAAAAUUAUAAUUUUUGCAAUGUUUUAGAUAAUAAAAACCCGAAUAAUAAUUAUAUAAAUAAAAACAUAAAUAAUAAUUAUAUGAACAAUAAUAGAAAUAAUGUACCAAAUAUAAUGAUGGAUAAUAUGAAUUAUAAUUCAAAUAAUUAUAUAAAUUAUGAGAAUAAAAAUGCAAUUCAAGAUAACAAUUCUUUAUUAAAAGAAUUAGAUUAUAAUAAUAGAUAUAAUUCAUAUAACUAUAUGGAGAAUAAAAGUAAUGAUUAUAAAAAAAAUUUAUUAGAAGAUAUGCAUAGAAAUAUUGUAAAUAAUCAUAUUGAAGAAUCUUCAUUUAAUCAUAAUAGGUUUAAUGAUAAAAAUUAUUUAGAUUCAAAUGUAAAUUCAAGAGAGUUCAAUUCUAUUUAUAGUAAAAAUAGAAAAGAUUUCAAAACUAAUAUAAAUAUGAUUAUAAAUAAUCCUUAUGUAAGUGGUGAUAUUUUAGAAUAUAACAAUAACUUAAAUAAUGGAAAAGUAAUAAAUGGACAAGAAGCUAAUAGUAAUAUAAUUAACGGUGAAAUAAGGAAUACACCUAUUAAAAAUGAAGAAAUAAAUAAUAAUAAAUAUUAUGCAAAUAAUAAUUAUAUGAGUAAAGUUAGUGAAAAUAAUUAUGAUAGCAUGAAUAAUAUGUAUAAUGGAUAUAUGAAUAUAACGGAUAAAAUGAACGGGAAUAUUAGCAAUGAUAAUUUAAAUGUAGAUUGUAAAAAAAAAGAUAAUACUUAUAUAAAUAAUGUAAUGAUAAAUAAAAAAACAAAAACAAAUUAUUUAAAAAAUGCAAAUAUUAAUCAUGUUAAUUUAGUUAAUAAUGAUAAUAACUCUUAUUUUUUUGAUUCUAAUAUAAAUUCAUUUACUUCGAAUAAUACUAAUGAAAGAAAAUCGAUUAAUUCUAAUGAAUUAAUUAAUUUAAAUUUAUACAAUUAUGCAAAAAAUAAUGAAAAUCUUAAAUCUAAUUAUGAUAAUAAUGCAUUAAAAAAUAAAUGUGAUAAUUCUAAUAACAUUAUAUUGAACAAAGAUAUAAUUGAAAUGAUUUUACGAAAUAAUAAAUACUCCUUAGAUAAAAAUAUUAGUGAAAAUAUAAACAAAUCAUAUACUAAUUUUUUAAUGAACGUUAGUUCUUCAUAUUUAAAAAAGAAAUCAUCUGUAGAUAAAAAAAAUGUUCAUAAUAUGCAUACUAAUAAAAAUGAAAAUAAAUUUAAUAAUAAGCAAGAUUUAAUCAAUUUCAAUAAUAAAAAUGAAAUAAAUCUAAAUGGACAGAAUGAAAUAUAUGUUAAUAAUCCAAAUGAAAUAAUUAUAAACAAUAAAAAUGAAGUAUAUAUAAAUAGUAAUAAUGAAUUAAAUAUAAAUAACAAAAAUGAAAUAAAUGUAAAUCAAACAAAUAAAAUAAAAAUAGAGAAUGCAAAUAAUUAUGAAAAAUUGUAUAAUGAAAAUCAAGAGAAAAUAUAUAUAAAGAAUGAAAAUCCAGGAAGAAAGAAAAAAAAAUUAAACGACACAUAUGAAUGCAAAACAUCUAUUAAGGAGAUAAGAAAUGAUUUUAAAGAGGUUAAAAGAAAAGGAAGAAAAAGAAAAAAUAAUUUAGAAUCAUUUAACGACUUAAGUAAUAAAAAUCAAUCACAAAAAUAUUUGAAUAUGCCAGUAGAAGAAUUAAAUAAAAUCAAACCAGAAUUAGAAGAUAUAGGAAAUGAAACGAUGGAGAAUAAUAAGGAAGUUAAAAAAGAAAUAUAUUAUGAUAAUUCAGAUUCGAAAUGUAUUAAAAACAUAUUGAGUUUUUUAAAAAUUAAAUUGAAUAAUUUUAAUACGAAAAAUUCUGUUAAUUGCCAUGCAGAAAUAAAUGUUUUAAUUAACAAAUUUUUUUAUGUAUUAAAAAUAAUUAAUAAUCACAAAGAAAUACUAAAAAAUAUUUAUAAUUUUAAUUUUACUACUAUAAGUGAAGAUGCAGUGAGAAAUUAUUUAGAGAAAUAUUUUCCUUUUGUAAAAUAUUAUAGAAAUGACUAUGAUACAUCUUAUAAAUAUGAAACCUAUAGAAUGGAUGAUGAUUAUAAAAAAAAUAAUAAUAGUUAUUUGGAUAAUGAUAUAAAUUCAUCUUCAAAAGAAGAAUUAAGAAAGGAUAAUAAUGAAAAUAUUGCAUAUAUUUCAAUUAUUAAAAAUACUGAAUAUAAAAUUAAUGAUAAAUAUAAUGUCAGUAAAGAUGAAGAUACAAAAAAUAACAGUGAUUUUAAUAAAUUGAAAAGUAGUGUUUUUAAUGAUAAUAAUGAGAAUCACAAUUUAUCAAACCACAUAAAUAUAGAGAAUAAAAAUCAUAGUAUGAACUACUCAGAUAAAGGAAAAGAAAGAGAGACAACUAAAUUUAAUAAAAAUUUAAUUAAUAAUAACUUAAAAGAAACUGAAAUAGAAAAUAAUAAUACGAACUUUUUAAUAAAUAAUAAUAAUAAUGAUAAUAAAGAUUUAAACAUAAAUACUGUAAAAGAAAAUGAAACUGAUUUUACACAAGAAGUAAAAGAGGAGUUAAAAGAAAAAAACAUUAAUGAAGAAAACGAAGAGGAUAUAAAAAGUAUGGGAGAUAUUGAUUUAAAUAAAAAAAAAGAAGUAAAUGCAGAAAAUGUAAAUGUAAAAAAAAUUAAAAAAAAAAGUUUAAAAAAUAGUGAAGAAAACAAAAAAAAUAGGAAAAAAAAGAAAAAAAAGAAAAAAGAAGAAAAUACAAUUAAUAAUUUAAUAGUGCAUGAGUGGAUGACAACUGAAGAUGAAGACAAAAAAGAAAGUGAAACGAAAAAAAGUGAUGAAGAAAUAAAAACAGAUGAUGAAGAAAUUAAACAAAAUGAAAUUAAAAAAGAUGAUUUAAAUAAAAAUCCUGCUGAAAAUUUCAAUAUCUUUGCAAGUAUGGAAAAUGUAUUUAAUGAAAACAAAAUAGAAAACAAAAACUCAUGUGAAGAAUAUACUGAUGAAAAAAAUAAAAAUGAGUUAACUUAUUUAACAAAAAUCAGUGAUAUUGAAGAUACAUCUGAAUCAAGUGAAGAUAUCACUGGUGAUGAAAAAAAAGUAAAUUGUGAUUUUAAAAAAAAGGAAAAUGAAAACACUUAUAACAACAUCCAAGGUAAUUACAAUAGUAAUAAAAAGUAUGAACAAUUUCAUACCAAAAUUAAUAAUAAAAAUGUGUUUAUAAAUAAAGGAAAUAUAAAAAAUAGUGAGAAUACAUUUAUAUGUUAUAAAAAAAAUAUAUACAAUAAUAAAACUAAUAUCCAUUUUAAUUCAUAUUAUUUUUUUAAUCAUAAAAACAAUUUAAAAAUGAAAAAAAAAAGUUUUAAAAAAAAUAACCAUUAUUUCAAUUUUCAGAAUAAAAAUCAAGAAAUUUCCUCAUAUAUGAAAAAUGAGAAAAAAAUAAUGAAUAAUUAUUUUAAUUCCAGUAAAUAUAAAGAUUUUAAAAAAAAUGCAAACAAUAAUUAUAAUACUCAUAAUAGCAUUAAUAAUAAUAAUAAUGAUAGUCAUAAUAAUAAUAAUAAUAAUGAUAAUAAUAAUAAUAAGAUUAAUAGUAAUAAGGGAAGCAAAGAACAAAUGAUAAAAGAAGACAAUUUAUAUCAGACUUCAAAGGAUAUUCAUUUAAUUAAUAAAAACAUUUCAUAUGAUAGCUUAUCAAAUGUGUCAUCAUUAUCAGAUUUAAGUGAUAUAGAAGAUUCGAAAAAAGACGAAAAAACUUGUUUACAAAAAAAACAUUUAAGUUAUACUGAAAGCAAAAGUUAG
Molecule: messenger RNA, 4992 nt
Organism: Plasmodium relictum
Lineage: Eukaryota; Apicomplexa; Aconoidasida; Haemosporida; Plasmodiidae
Product: conserved Plasmodium protein, unknown function
Exons: 1
Coding region: 1-4992 (1663 amino acids)
Source: RefSeq, a predicted model, not a curated record